This is a messenger RNA of Osmerus eperlanus (European smelt), 3902 nucleotides long. RefSeq names its product TEF transcription factor, PAR bZIP family member b (gene tefb). The record is from RefSeq and is a predicted model, not a curated record. The transcript is spliced from 4 exons. Gene Ontology annotation, cellular component: nucleus. Gene Ontology annotation, biological process: regulation of transcription by RNA polymerase II. The coding region runs from base 350 to 1351 and encodes 333 amino acids. Gene Ontology annotation, molecular function: DNA-binding transcription factor activity, RNA polymerase II-specific; RNA polymerase II cis-regulatory region sequence-specific DNA binding. NCBI's taxonomy places the organism in Eukaryota, Metazoa, Chordata, Actinopteri, Osmeriformes, Osmeridae.
AGAAUGUGACGUCUUAGAGAGACAUGGCCUACACAACAAUUAUAAUUGGACGUGGGCAAUGACUGACAGUCCAUACAACCAAUUGACAUGGUGUUUCUAUUGAAUAAACGUUACAUUAUUAAUUUCAUGAGGAUUCAUUGGUUGUCGAACAAGACCAUUUUAAUAUUCAGUAAGUCGGAAAGCGUGACCACUGACCAACAUGUUGCUGCACCGCGUGAUAAUACCUGAGAAGUUGGAAAGUAGUUGGGAAAGGAAAUUGUUUUCUACGUUAAGUGUAGAACCUUUAAGUCUCAUUACCAGGAUUUUGUGAUUCGUUAAAAUAGAAGCAACUCAGUUUCGGUCUUUAGAAAUGUCAACAGCUAAUAAAAUAUUCGGGGACAGUGGUGAUGUUAAUGAAGUCUUCAAAACUCUUAUGGACUAUCCAUUAUUUUUCUCUGCCUUCGAUGACAACGAAAUAGAGAAGGAGAAGUUGUGUUCGUCUGAAAAUGUGGAGACCGGAUCGGGCGGAGGGGGCAGCGGAGCCGGGGGUACAGGCGGCAGUGGGGGCGGGGUGUCAGCCUCCCUGACCCCAGCCAUCUGGGAGAAGACCAUCCCCUACGACGGGGAGAAGUUCCACCUGGAGUACAUGGACCUGGAUGAGUUCCUGCUGGAGAACGGGAUCUCCAGCACCCUGGAGGAGGAACUUCAGAAGAGCCUGACCCAGGAGGAGGACAAGGAGAGCAAGGCCCCUUCCACCUCGGCCUCCGCCACCAUCUCCUCAGCCUCGGAGAUUGUCACCAUCACCCUGAAGACAGCCAAGAUGGAACAAGAGGAGGAGGAGGAGGAAGAGGAGGGAAGGGAAGAUGAGGAUGAGGAUGAUGAUCAGGAUUCCGUGUCUGUGGCUGAUGCAGCCGAAGUUGAGUUGGAUGAUCGUACAGAUGGCAAAGCGGUCGAUCGCAACCCGCCCUCGCCCAUCGACCCAGAGGCCAUUGAGGUUGAUGUUAACUUCCAGCCUGAUCCCACCGACCUGGUGCUGUCCAGUGUUCCUGGAGGAGAGCUGUUCAACCCCAGGAAGCACAAGUUCUCAGAUGAGGAGCUGAAGCCUCAGCCCAUGAUCAAGAAAGCCAAGAAGGUGUUUGUGCCCAAUGAGCAGAAGGAUGAUAAAUACUGGUCCAGGAGAAAGAAGAACAACAUGGCGGCCAAGCGUUCUCGCGACGCCCGACGUCUGAAGGAGAACCAGAUCACGGUCCGCGCCUCCUUCCUGGAACGGGAGAACGCGGCGUUGCGGCAGCAGGUGGCCGAGCUGCGGAAAGACUGCGGCCGCUGCAAGAACACCAUGGCCCGAUACGAAGUCAAGUACGGGCCACUGUAAGGCACCGACUCUUCCCCUUAGAGACUUUAUCUGUCCUCUAACGACACAGACCUCCCCACCAAAACACAAGUUGCAGACACAAAACACAAAAGGGACUUUUUUUUCAAAAUGGAACUGCUGUCUUGUGCCGAGCGCCAGUCAGUUCCUGCGUCCAGCCCCAGACCCAGACUGGCUAGGACGCUCCUCUGGAGCUGUGAGCACACACUGACAGGGAACCCCGCAGCUGCACAGGAAGGGGGGAGGGAGACAGGAGAGCCCAAAGGAGCGGCUGGCUCCUACACACACAGAAGGGUUCUGGACACUCCCCAUGUCGCUAAUACACGGGGAGAUGUCGUGAGAGUGGUCCGAAAAAGUCAAAGAAUAUUGGCUUUGCUAAAGAAAAGCGGUCUUAGAAAUAGAAGAGCCCAGGCCAUAUUUCAUUUAACCACUGCCCACACCAACAAGUUCUGUAGUGGACCAAAGCAUGAGUACCGUUGUAAUCGUUGAAAGAUGUCCCCACCACCCAUCCCUCUGUUUGUGCAGUAACUGACUGUCUUGUCUCCUUUGUUCAAAGAACUUGUGCAGAGACUCUGAAGAGGGAUACCAACUGUUGAUUUAUUCAUAGUGGGUCAUGAGUGGAGCUGAACCAGUGAAUAAAAUAUCCAAUGGAACGGAGAGAACCAGAUUACACCUUCAGGAUUGUAACCAUGCAGAGGAGGCAGGAGAGACUGAGAUGAUGAGGAUGAAGAGAUAUUAGGUCAAGGAGUGAUUUUGCUAGACAGUCACAGUUUGUCCUCUUUUGCAAGCCUUUGCUUAUACCGCACACCCAGUGGUGUGCUUAAAGAAUUCUCUGUACAUAGUCUUCUCCCCGCACCACGUAGACGUGUGUAUUUGUGCGUUACCCCUGUUUUGCUCCCAACCUCCCCCCCCAGAAACACUGUGUGUGAUCGAUUAGCUAUAGCUGUGGGUGGCCACCAUUUAUGUACAGGUGGGAGGUAUAGUAACUUGAAGAAGAAGAAAAAAAGCAUGAUCCACAAUUUUAAGUCAUUGUGUAUCUUUGUUUUAUAACACCCAAAUCUUCUCCCAAUAUCUCACACAUGUCAGUUGUUUGGGAUAUUUCCAAAUGACCAUUUUGAAAGGAGCAGGGUAAAUAAUGGUCUUUUCUGCCAGUAUGUUAUUGCUCAUAGACGAAGGCUUACGUUAGGCACUUAUCAGGGCCCUCAUUAGUUGAGGGGUAUGUACUGUGUAGGGUUGUUUAUUUAACUGCAUACACUGCAAGUAGGGGGCACUAGAGAGCCAGUGCCCCAUAUUGUCAGUCACAGACUUUUUGUAAGACCCAAAGAUGCCUGCUGUUAAUUGUUUCUAUGGUUGUUUUUCUGAACUGAGACAAUAUCUUUGUCAAUUUUACCUGUCUUUUUACCCUAUUGACUUACUGCUUUUCCUUGUGUUUGUGGAAGAGCCAUUAUGAUCAGUGCUGUAUUUAUUUUGAUAAUAAUACAUCUAUUGAUUGUGAUGUGUGUCAGUAUAUAUUAGAUUACAUUUCCUCUGUGGAACAAAACAUAAAUGAAACAAUACAUGAAAUGAUUUGGCAGGGAUUUCAAUUUCAAUUUGUUUUUAAAACACAAUUUUGCAGGUUUUUGAAGCAGAAUUGAAUUGGAAAUUUGCAUCUGUCUCUCAUUAGUAUGCUCCAGUCCAAUGAGAUUCCAUUGGAACGUGGAGAUCCAGGAGUGUUUUAGUCCAGUGAGGUGGAGGCAGGUAUGGAGCAGUCAGUUUGGCAAAGCUGAAUCAGAUAAAAAAAAUGACUUGAAGCUCAGCUUGCCAAGGUGCCUGUGCCUGAUUUUAUUGUUGCAGACAGUAUAUGACAGACUGUUAAGCUGUGGGACUCAAAUGUCUUCAGCUAAUGUGAAACCUGUUUAUUCAGUUUGUGCUUAUUUUGUACUCAUUGUAAACAAACAAGCUAAAUACAUAUGGCAAUAAUAUUCUCUUUGACGCAAUGCUUGAUCUUCCAAAUUAUUUCAAUAAUUUAUGUGUAGUACCGGUAUGCUACAUUUUGAAAUGGUCAUCGUGCUUCCAGUUUAGAUACCCACUUUUAGUAUCUGCUGCAUGAAUUUGAGCAGGCAAAAUUGGGUCAUUUUAUUAUGAAAUUCUCUACACAGUUGUGCUUCAGUAUCUUCAAAUUCAAAAUGGAUGAUAUUGUAGACACAAUCUUAUUGGCUAGAAACUGGUGGUUUGUUUGGCCAAAGGGCAUGAAGUUAAACUAACCCAAAAGCGCAAAAAAAUCUGUCAUGAUCUUCAUAUUUUUCAAAUGAAAUGCAUUUUUUUCUUGUUACAUGUCUUUUGGUAAUAUUGGAUCGACCUUCCAUCCUACAGUGUGAUGAGACAGCAGAACUCCAUUCUCCGACUCUUUAUACUUCCUGUUUUUACUGUUUCUUUACUGUUUAACAGAACCACCUACGCUGUGCAGCUUUUGACCUUGGUUGAAAUCUUUAUAUGUAGCAAUCACCUUUUUUCAAAUCAAUCACCGAACUGCUAUAAAACUCCUCUCACCAUCGAAAUGACUUUAAGAUAACAA